ACUUCCUCCUUUACUUGGUUGGACACUACGCCACAUCCCACCCGCCUUGGACUGUGGUGUCCAGCAGCGUCGCCUGCAUCAUGGGGGGCCUUGGACCCUCCAACAGGCUCCUGUCUCUCCUGACUGUGGGUGGUCUCAGCCUCGUUCAGGCCCACGCAGACUGCAGCUGCUCUUCGGUGAGCCCCAGCGUGCUGGCGGGGAUCGUGCUGGGUGACCUCGUCCUCACCCUACUCAUCGCCCUGGCCGUGUACUCCCUGGGUCGGCUGGUCCCUCGGGGGCGAGGGCCCACGGAGGGUGAGUGGAGCUGGCCGGGGAUGGCCUGGGACCCUCCGAGGACUUGCCUGGCGGGGAGGGCUAAGCUCCCAAGUCACGUCCACCCGAAAAGAGGUGAUGGAGGGGCGGCUUUGGCAACAAAAUGGUCUCAAUUCUCACCCCGUCUGUCUCUGAACUCUGCUGUUCCCCACCCCCAAGCAGUGGCCCGGAAACAGCACAUCACGGAGACAGAGUCGCCUUAUCAGGAGCUCCAAGGCCAGAGGACAGAUGUCUACAGCAACCUCAACACACAGAGGCCAUAUUAAAAAUGAGCCCAAACGAGGGCAGUCAACAACCUGAUGCCUGGAUCCAAACAUUCCUGAUGCCUGCUCAGCACUCUAUUCCUACUCCCACCAAGAUACAGAUCCAGAGUGUCCACAGUGAGACGUCAGACCUCUCCCCACUACUGCCCCCAAAUAAACAUGGAGCAC
Kogia breviceps (pygmy sperm whale) is the source of this 743-nucleotide messenger RNA. Lineage: Eukaryota; Metazoa; Chordata; Mammalia; Artiodactyla; Physeteridae. The record is from RefSeq and is a predicted model, not a curated record.